ACAAACAUAGCGCAUUAGCGCACAGGCCGGGAAGGUGGGGCAGUUGGAGCGCUUCCGGCCCCGGUGUGUCACUGCUGCGGAGUAAACAGGUUCGGAUUCCACUCGGCAGGCAGCGGCAGGGGCUCAGGGCUGCAGCCCAUUCACGGACUCUCAGCACCUGUCUACCUGGCCCGCUGUAUCUCACUGCUGCCCAAGACCCGCGCUGGUCGCCAUUCACAUAUUGGAGACUCUACUGUUGGCAACUGCCAGGCACCAAGCAGUCGAAUCUCUGUGCAAGAGCUGGUGACUUACCAGCUGCCCAACUUGAGGAUUUAUUGGCCUAAGAAAAUAAAGGAAACUCCACAAAAGAAUCAGAGCCAUGACUGGCUGAUCUAGAACACACACACCCUGGGCAGCAGGUAAUUUCAUGCUCUUAAAAUGGGGCCUAAAGUGGUCGUAUUCGACAUUUCUGUCAUCAGAGCCUUGUGGGAAACUCGUGUCAAGAAGCACAAAGCCUGGCAGAAGCAGGAGGCAGAAAGGCUCGAGAAAAGCGCAUUGGAAAAGAUAAAGGAGGAGUGGAGCUUUGUGGCCGAGUGCAGAAGGAAGGGCAUCCCCCAGGCUGUGUACUGCAAGAAUGGCUUCAUAGACACCAGCGUGAGGCUUCUGGACAAGAUUGAAAGGAACUCCCUCGCAAAGCAGAGUACAGUUUCCAAGGAGAGAGACAAACGGAGCAGUGAGUUUGUGUUUGAACUUACGGGGGAGCACUGGAAGGAGCUCCCAGAUUCCUUGAAGGAGCAGACGCACCUGAAAGAAUGGCACAUAAGCAAUACCCUGAUUCAGAUCAUUCCUAAGUAUAUCGAGCUGUUUCAAGCCAUGAGGAUUCUGGAUCUGCCAAAAAACCAAAUCUCCUGUCUUCCAGCUGAAAUUGGUCGUUUGAAGAACCUGAAGGAACUCAAUGUACGUUUCAACCGUCUGAAGAGCAUUCCUCCAGAACUGGGAGACUGUGAAAAUCUAGAGAAACUGGAUUGUUUUGGAAAUCUAGAAUUAACUGAGCUCCCCUUUGAAUUAAGUAAUUUGAAGCAAGUUUCGUUCAUAGAUAUCUCAGCAAACAAGUUUUCCAGUGUCCCGAUCUGUGUCCUGCGGAUGUCUAAUUUGCAGUGGUUGGAUAUCAGCAACAAUAACCUGAAUGACCUGCCACAAGACAUAGACAGGCUACAAGAACUGCAGACCUUGCUCCUGUAUAAGAACAAGCUGACCUAUCUUCCCUUUGCCUUGCUUAACUUAAAGAAGCUCACCUUGUUAGUCGUCAGCGGGGACCACUUGGUGGAGCUCCCGACAGCCCUUUGGGACUCAUCCACACCUUUAAAAUUUGUAAGUCUUAUGGACAAUCCUAUUGAGAAUACCCAGUGUCAAGAUGGUAAUGAAACGAUGGAAAGUGAACAAGAUCGCCAACAUUUUGAUAAAGAAUUUAUGAAAGCCUAUAUUGAAGAUCUUAAAGAAAGAGAAUCUCUUCCCAGCUACACCACUAAAGUAUCUUUCAGCCUUCAGCUUUGAUGCCAUCCAUCAGAAGACUACAGAAUUUUCCUGACCUGUGGAGCUGUAAAUCUUCCUGUUGUGGGUCAUGUCAUAGAGGAAUAAUGGCUUGUGCUUAAAGACAAAGUCUAGAAACCAUGGUCAUAGUUGUUAGGAAAGAUGAUUUUCAAAUUUCAAAUAUGUGAGUACCUCUCUCUGUGGACUGGAGAAUUGAUAAAUGGGUUUAUAUAUUGAUAUUUAAAGGUUCAUUUGCAUACACUUGUUUCCAAAUAAUGCACAUUCAAUAUUUUAGAAAAUGUGUUAUUUUUAAAAAAUUAUCACUUAAAGACCAAAUUUUGAAGUUGAUUGCAUUGUUUUCAGGAAUCUGGAGAUAAAGGGAUGGUGAGAAGAAUAUUUAUACUGGACUAGUCAGAUGAGACUUUAUUUUAUUUUGUUAUUUUGAAAGAGUUUUAAUGCAUUAUUUCUUUUACUGAGGACAGUUUUCCUUGGGUUUAUACAAAUGGCUAUUUUCAUGUUUUAAGUUAUAUUUUACAAGUGUAGGCUUUUAGGAAAGACUUUAGGUAUAAUCUGGACCUUGAAGGCAGAAAGAAGGGCUGGAUUGUCUGUCCAGGCAUGGGGCUUAGAUGGUGUGCUGGUGGCCCUAGUGGAGUAAGUGUGGGCCUGGCUGGUCCUGGGAAGCCUUGCGUGGCCUGCAUGGGUGGUCAGCCUGCCUUGAGUGGGCCUGGCUGGUCCUGGGAAGCCUUGCAUGGCCUGCAUGGGUGGUCAGCCUGCCUUGAGUGGGCCCUUUGGGGGUCCUGGGAGGCCUUGCGUGGCCUGCAUGGAUGGUCAGCCUGCCUUGAGUGGGCCCCUUGGGGGUCCUGGGGUGCCUGCCAGAGCACAGAGCAGAGGCCUUGCCUCCAGGGACCUGUCCUCCAAGGUGGCCAUAUAAGUAGUGGGAAUCACUAGUCCACACUGAUGAGGAGUUCCUAGCAAGGCUUCCCUGCAGGUAGCACAGGUGAACUCUGCCUGUGGCCAAGACGCUGCGGUCCAGAGGGAGCUCAGGAGACUGGGUUUACAUUGGCAAAGAAGGUAUUCAUUACAGGGCUUUGAACUUUGAUAUCACAUUGUAGGAUUUGGAGAAAUUGUACAAAUAUCUAUUUUUAUUCUAUUAUCUUGGGCUAAAAUAAACAGGAUUGUGAAUGUGUUGAAGCUAAGUUUAAACAAGUAGCUUUUGUGACUAAGACGGAAAAAAUGCAUAUCUUCACAUAUAUUUAUAUAUGAUUCGACUCCUAUAUGGUCUAGCCCAGUGCUGUCCAGUAGAACUUUAUGCAGUGAAGGAAAUGUUCUGCAUCUGUGCUGUCUAAUUUAGUAACCACCAGAUGCAUGUGCUUCUUGAGCUCUUGAACAGUGUCUGGUGUGACUGAAGAACUAAAUUUUUAAUUACAUUUAAAUUUAAAUAGCCAAAUGUAGCUACCAUAUUGUACAACAGGGUCGAGCCAUUUGGGUUUUUCAGAAGUUAAUCUGGUCUAGAAAUGAAGAGUGAUUUUCAUUUUCUUAUCUGAAGAACCAGUCUACCCCCAGAGGGGUUAAUACUGACACCCAAUAUUUUGUCUUAAUAGGUUUAAUCAUAACUCUAAAUAUUUUAUCCUCAACAGACAUAAAGCAGGCAGAACAGUCUAAAGCCACAUAGUAAUGCUUCAGUAGAGUACUGCAUCAACUUAAAGACAAACUCUGAGAAGUAGGUUAAGAGAUGGAAAGAGUAAGAAAAUGAGAAAUCACUUUAACUGAACCUCAAACAAUUGUAUUUUUCUUUAUAACACUUUACAAAUAUAAUGCAGAUUUAUUAGUUGUACUACGUGAAUGAUUUUGGAAUUUUAUUUCAUGCUACAGUAUAUGUUACAUACAGCCAAAUGGAAAAUAUAUCUGAAAAGGGAGGAAAUGAGGGCUUUCGCAUAAAUUGACUGUCCAUAACUCAUGUAAAAUUUAUUUCAAUAAAACCAGUCUUUUGUGCAAAAACCUUAUCUCGAUGUUACAUAAAAAUAACUGAAAAAGUACUACAUUGAUAUAUAAUUAUUUCAUGUUACAUAACAUCCCCAAAGAAAUAUAUUUUUAAAAUAUGAGGCUUGUAGAAAUACUAUUUACCUUAUUCAUAUUAAUGUAAAAACGCAGAAAGAUUCUAAAGUAGAAUAAGCAUCUUAGUGGAAAUAAUAGAGAUUUGAACAUCUUGCAUGAUGCAUAUGGACUGAUUCAUAAUUUGGAAAAGUAAUUUGCAUAGUAGAAUAUAUGUAUGAACAUUAAAGCAAUAUGAAUGAAAGAAAAUAUAAUUCUUAGGAGAAAAAUG
This is a messenger RNA of Balaenoptera acutorostrata (minke whale), 3832 nucleotides long. It is a transcript of the gene LRRC2, whose product is annotated as leucine rich repeat containing 2. The record is from RefSeq and is a predicted model, not a curated record. Lineage: Eukaryota; Metazoa; Chordata; Mammalia; Artiodactyla; Balaenopteridae. The coding region runs from base 418 to 1533 and encodes 371 amino acids. The transcript is spliced from 11 exons. Gene Ontology annotation, molecular function: protein binding.